UCGAUAGUUACAUUUAAAAACCUAACAAUAUCAGAAAGUUGAAUUUUAGAUCGAUACUUAUAAACAUAUUCAAUUGGAAAAAAUAUGUCAUAACCGAAAGUACAAGAUUAAAGAUAUGAACAAAACAGACGAAGACCUUUCACUUCAUUUUUAUCAGCAUUUAUGUAAUAUAAUUGGGUCAGAGGAUGUUGUAAAAACGAGAAGAAAGAUAUUUUGUGCAAUAGAUUGUAUUGCUCAACAUCCAGGCUUUGUUGGUAUAAGUAGUGGGAGUAAAGCAGAAGGUUUGGACCUCGAGGGCAGUGAUUAUGAUCAGAUGUUUCUUCAUGCAUUUAUGCGUGUGUACGAAAGUAUGCUUAACGUAUCAAUAUCUACAAAUACAAUUCCUUUACUCAUGGACAUGAAUGACACAAAACCAGGGUUUGCUAAGCUUCAACUGUUAAAAAGCAAAAUGUACAGACGCUUUCCCAUUAUAUAUCAAUUUUGUGAUAUUGAAGAAGGAAUAGUAAACUUUUCGAGUAAAUUAUUUCGGGAGCUUUAUUUGCAAGAUGGUAUGAUUAUUCAUGGACCGUGUCAUUCUACAAGCGAUCUAACAUAUGAUUCUGCUAGGUGUUUUCAUUGUAACGAAUGGAUAACACCUGCUCAUAAUUGGAUUUACAGAUCCAGAUCGUCAUGGCCCGAUAACAAAUUAGUCACGGCUGUUGUAAAGCAUGGAGUUUUAUUUGUUCCCAUCGGUUGUAAAGGAUCAUUGAAUGAAGAUUUGGAAUGGCGGAUAUCAUUUUCAAUGGCAGAAAAACAACUUAUACAUUCCUUUUCUCAUACACAGUUAUUAUGUUACGCGUUAAUGAAAAUUAUCUUAAAAGACACUGUUAAAGAAAAACACGGUGGCCUCAUUUGCUCAUACUUUCUUAAAACUAUAAUGCUCUGGUUAUGUGAAGAAACAAGUCCUUCUCAGUGGCAUUCUCGCAAUAUAAUUCCCUGUUUCACGAGCUGUUUCAGACGACUCAUUUAUUGUGUAGAACAUAACACAUGUCUUCAUUAUUUUAUUCCAGAAAACAACCUAUUCAAAGACAGAUUUACUGGUUUUCAACAAAAGUCUUUACUUAUUACAUUACAUGAUAUAAGUAGUUCAUGGUGGACUUACGUUUUUGAUACGGCUACAUUCCAGAACUAUAGAAUAGAAAAAAUUGAUUCACUCUCAUCUUAUUUAACAGCGUCAGCACUAUCAUGCUUAUCAUACACGCACAUGCCGUUUCAUACCUUAUUUACUUGGAACAUCAAACAAACCAUCACACAUUUAACCAAUAUAAACGACAAAGAGAUGUCGGCAUACCUCAUUUCACUGAAUUCCCUUCAAUGGAUGCAGUUACCAAACAAUAAUAACUUACUUACCGGCAGAAACAAGUCUUUAUACAAACAAUACAAGAAAAGCUUGCAUUAUUUUAAGGCAGGGCUGAUUUGCAACAUUAUUUCCGCUUGGUCAUUGUUAGCAUCAUUAUUUUAUAAACAAAAGAGAUUCCAUGAAUGUAUAGAUGUUUUAAACUACUGUUUGUCCAAAUGUACUCCUGAUAAAAUUAAGCUACAUAGUGACAAUGAUUUAAGCGAACAGACUAUUUUUCGUAAAAUGAAAGAUGCAAUUGGAUUAUUAUCAACUUGUAAACAUUUAUUAAUUGAAAGUGUGCAGUUUCACGCGCCGUUUUGUUUACUGCCUGUAGAACUGACCCCUGUGUUUGAACUUUUUAAUGAAGUUUUCCUAAUGUUCCCUCCUGUUGUUUAUUUACAAAUAUUACUGUUCUUAUGCUUACAUCAUCUAGGAGACAGUAGAGGCAAAAGAUAUUCACUUCGAGAAUUGGAACUAACAGUUCGAGAAUUAUAUUUUAUUGAGAACGAGUCGUACUUCCAAAUUGCAAAGACCUGUUUACACAUUGCUAAAUGUAUGAUGUAA
Mytilus trossulus (common blue mussel) is the source of this 1942-nucleotide messenger RNA. RefSeq lists its product as uncharacterized. The transcript has 2 exons. The record is from RefSeq and is a predicted model, not a curated record. Lineage: Eukaryota; Metazoa; Mollusca; Bivalvia; Mytilida; Mytilidae. The coding region runs from base 116 to 1942 and encodes 608 amino acids.